CUUUGUUUCGCCGAUCCAAAAUUUGCUUUAAAGAUUUGUGCUCUUGAAUUAUUAUUGCUUAUUGAUAAAUAAAAAGUAAAAUGAAUACCUCAUUUCUCCCAGUUAAUGAUUUGUUCAAGAAUAGGAUUUCCAAAAUUACAGCGGCGGACAUUCCAGAAUGCGGCCGAUACACCGAUGAAAAGUCAAGGCUUACAUUUUUCAGCCUAGAAGAAAUCAUUAAUUCAAUUGGCAAAAGGUCUACUGAAGCUCAAGGCCUCAAAAGAGUUAUUACUACCUUUGAUAAACUUCGCUUAUUCCCAAAUCACAUACUUUACCUUCUUAAAGAUGAGAAUGGUAAUGGGGGAACUGGUGAAAUCAUUGGCCUUUUAAAAGUAGGUGAAAAAAAAUUAUACUUAUAUGAUCGUCAAGGCAAAUUGAAGAUAGCAACACCUAUGUGUGUCUUAGAUUUUUAUGUGAUUGAAAGUAGACAAGGAGCUGGUCUGGGAAAAAUGUUGUUUGACCAUAUGCUAGAGGAUUUGAAACUGACGCCUUAUGAACUGCCAAUAGAUGGGCCAUCGGUAAAAAUGUUGGGAUUUCUAAAACAUCACUAUAACUACACCAAAAUUAUAAAACAGUCCAACAAUUUUGCAGUAUGCGAUCAAUUUUUCGAGUCUGAAAAUGUGGGGUCAUCCAAACCAGAACAACAAAUAGAAGCACCUCAUUCCUAUACUCAUUAUUGGCAAAGUGAAGCAGGCUCGGUGAUACAAGGAGGCAGCUCAUCGUCAAGCAAUUUAUCAUACAAAAGCAACGAGUCAGAGGCAUCAAUUUCGGAGGCGGAUGGCGAGACUUCCGAGGAGAGAUGGGAGGUAGCGGCGCCGCCUCCGGGGCCUCAGCUAGAGUCCCUUGACCUAUCGGCGGAUGACAAGACCAGCAGCAAACCCCCUGAGCGCCCUUCUACCUUAUCCUUCGAAAACUUGAAUAUUGCCGAAGGCGAGGCUACAGUCGAACCCUCGAAGGCGACCUCUUCUGAUCACUCCGACAGCCAACUUACCGAUCAGGGCUAUGUAGACCUGAAGUUCCAUCAUAAAAAACUUUGGUAACUUUGCUUAACCUUGAAUGUUAUUAAGCUUAAUAUUUAAAAUAAUUCGUUAAAUCUGUUGCUACCUGUAUGUUGCUGAUAGUUGUGUUAAAUGCUUUGCCUAGCCCGCAUUCGGGGAAGUUGCGGGCGACUGCACUCGACACUAAAUGUUGUCAUUUGUAUGCUCGUUGUCUUUAUUAUUUAUUCAUCGUAAUUUAUUAACGUAAUCGUAUCAUCAUAGUAACGUAUUAAUAUUACAUUUAUUAAAGAUUAAUAUAUUCUUGCUUGUAAACAUUAAAAUGUUGACAUGAUUAAUGUAUUAUAUAUGGUCUUUAUGUGGUCUAUGCGCUGUGUAAACCAAACCUAGUCUACUGCUUUAUUUCGAACUUCGAGAGAGUAAAAUAUUUUUUUUUUGUAAUCCCUCUACUUAAAACAGGUUUUCAAACUCCAUGUGUCUAAAUAUUCUUUAAUAAUAAUGUAAUUUUGCAUAGUAAAUACUAAUUCAGUUGAACCAUUUUUUAACCUAAGUUAUAAUUAUCGCAAUUUAACAGACCAAAAACUAUUAUUUCGUAAAAAUUCAGUUACUAAGGAAGUAAUAUAGUUAAUAAUGUAAUGCUAGAAUUAAUAACAGUUCAAAUGGAUUGAAAAUUUAUAAGGCAUUCAUUUUAUGUUUAGAAAAAAUUCAGGGUAAAUUUUAAAAAUUAUAUUUUCCUUCUAUAUACUCCCAAGACAUAUGCAUAUUGUAUUAUUUUUUACCCAUUUCUACAAUGUGAGCCAAACUGUCUGACAAUGCCAUUAUGUGCAAACCUUUGAAAAAGAAAAUUACAUAUAUUUUUAAUACGUAAAGGAAAUUUUGCAUGAUUUUUUUAUUAUAACCUAAAACAUGUAGUUAUGAAACUAUAUAUAACCUGACCGAAAAUAAAAAAAACACUUCGCCAUAUAGCGGAAACUUGUAGUACUUUUUUCGAUUACUUAUAGAAGAUAUUGUGAAGGAGUUGAUUGAGUCGUACAUGACAGAUUUUCUAUUUUCCCGGUCAAGCUAUAAAAUUAAUCUAUUGGCCCACGAUUUUAAUUAUUUAUUAAUGUGCAUUCUAAUUUUGUUAAUUUAAGUAAAAAUAUGCAUUCCAUAUAUAAUAUUAUU
Molecule: messenger RNA, 2198 nt
Organism: Papilio xuthus (Asian swallowtail)
Lineage: Eukaryota; Metazoa; Arthropoda; Insecta; Lepidoptera; Papilionidae
Product: alpha-tubulin N-acetyltransferase
Exons: 7
Coding region: 81-1079 (332 amino acids)
Biological process (GO): alpha-tubulin acetylation
Cellular component (GO): microtubule
Molecular function (GO): tubulin N-acetyltransferase activity
Source: RefSeq, a predicted model, not a curated record